Osmia lignaria (orchard mason bee) is the source of this 2040-nucleotide messenger RNA. NCBI's taxonomy places the organism in Eukaryota, Metazoa, Arthropoda, Insecta, Hymenoptera, Megachilidae. The record is from RefSeq and is a predicted model, not a curated record.
ACAUGUCUCAAAAAUAUCUGUUGCGCAGCAGGCUUUUCCGAAGGGUAGUGCGACUUGGCGGGAAUGGUCUUUUUUCGAAAUUUGGCAACACAGGAACGUUUUCCAGGGCCCGAGGUCCCUGGCGUGACUGACCGCGGGUCGUUUCAUCCUGUGUCGAGGACCCUUUUGGAGAACUCAGGGUUUAUGACCUUAUAGUUUCCUGUAACAACAGUGACAUGGCCUUUAACGUGGACACGUCAUUUCUUUUUCGGAAAAACCGAGGGGUCUUUACCUGAAACGGGACACAAAAUUUGUACCUACAAUUCUCAGUUUGGUCAGUCUUUUGACAACCGUUGAGCGAACAGUGCGAAAAGUCAGUGUGAACAGUGAGAUUAGAGUUUCCAUUAAUCAUGGCAGAAAACCAGAAUAAGAAAAGGGUUUUCCUAACUAUUCAAGAAAGAAUGACAAUUGCGGAACAGUUACAGCAGGGAGUGAUCAUUACAUUUUUAACUCGAAAAUACGGAGUUUCGCGAGAUGUAAUAUAUCGCAUUCGUCGCGAGUGCACCCGAUUGUCUACUUUUGGAAACCGAGGAGGCCGUGUUUUGCAGCACAAGAAUCGAAGAGUGUCUUCGAAUGAAAUUCUCGAAAAUCGAUUAUAUGCAUGGUUCUUGGAGCAGCGAACAAUGGGAAAUCCAUUGACGGAUUUAUUAUUGCAAGAGAAGGCAAUCGAACUGUGUAAUGAAUACGGUGCAGUGUCGUUUGCCGGAAGCAGAGGAUGGUUGCGUAAUUUUAAGAAUCGAUAUGGAAUUCGGUUAGUCCGUGCUCACGGAGAAAAGGCAAGCGCAGAUGAUGAAAGUGCAGAAAGGUUUGUAAAUGAUUUUACAAAAUGAAUUGAAGAAGAGGGGAUUAAUUUGUCUCAUAUAUAUAAUAUGGACGAAACGGCACUGCUUUGGAAGGCUGUUCCAUCAAAGAGCUUGAUAAGCAGGGAGGAAGGACAAUUGGCAGGAAAAAAAUUUAAAAAAGAUAGAGUGUCUAUUGGACUAUGUUCCAAUGCAGAUGGGACCCAUAAACUUCAGCCAAUUUUUAUUCACAAAUUCAGAAAUCCACGAGCACUGAAGAAUUGCACACAAUUACCUGUGUUUUAUAAAUCUCAACGGCAAGCGUGGAUGAAUGGAGAUAUUUUUAAAGAAUGGUAUGAACAUCAUUUUAAACCUAGUGUUCAGCAAUACCAGUUACAAAGUGGGACAGUUGGGAAAACAAUAUUAGUUUUGGAUAAUUGUUCAAGCCACAAAGUAACUGAAAUCGAUCCAAAUUUCGAACUGGUAUAUUUACCACCAAAUACCACGUCCCUCAUCCAACCAAUGGAUCAGGGAGUAAUUGCAAAAUUAAAAACUGUAUAUCGGCAUAAAAUACUACGUCGUAUUUUGCAAUACGAACAUGGUAUACAGGAGUUUCAUACAAAACAUAAUAUUAAAGAGUGCAUUUAUAUUCUCUCCGAAUCAUGGCUGGACAUUACAUCUGUAAAUAUAAAAAAUAGUUGGAAUAAAAUUCUAGCAAGGGAUCCCAACGAAAAAGAAGAUGAUGCAGCAAAUGUGGUAAAUACUUCUAUACAUUCAGAAAUAAGUGAUAUGAUACAGGCCAUAACUGGCGAAGAGAAUAAUCGCGAAGAGUGUAUAGCAAUAUUGAGACACUUAGAUGAAGAAGAAAUAAUUGACGAAAACGAUGGAGAAGAAAAUAGAGUAGAAGAAGAAGACGAAGAAAAUCAAGAAGAGCCAGACCAGCGUUACACACAAGUAGUAGAAAGAAACGAAAAAGAAGGAGAAGAAGACGCGACAGAAGUAGAAACAUCAGAUAAUUCCGAAUUGAAUUUAAUAGAAAAAAAGAAGAAGGAUCUGAAUUUGCUUGAAGAAAUUAUAAACAGAUAUGCUAAUGAUAAUGAAGGAAUAUUAUUAAUGGGAGAAGCAAUGAGAAAGUUCUUAGAAAAUGAAACGCCACAGAUAAAGAAAAAUCAUCCUUGACAACUGUAAUAUAGGUAAGUUCAUUUAACUGAUCUCAACAUGA